This is a messenger RNA of Stomoxys calcitrans (stable fly), 2807 nucleotides long. RefSeq names its product protein fem-1 homolog C (gene m-cup). Bases 713 to 2743 code for a protein of 676 amino acids. The transcript has 8 exons. Gene Ontology annotation, molecular function: protein binding. NCBI's taxonomy places the organism in Eukaryota, Metazoa, Arthropoda, Insecta, Diptera, Muscidae. The record is from RefSeq and is a predicted model, not a curated record.
AAAAUACCCUUGAGAAGAAAAAAUUUUCUGCAGUCCUUCGAAAUUGCGGAAGCAUAGUGAAAGUGGUCUAAAAACCUAAUUAAUACUAAAUUAGAGACCGAAAAAGCAAAAUUAUACAAUUAUUGAUUACAUAUUGAAUAUUGGCAAAGCGCACAUAUACAUAACUUUCACUUUAUUACGAGAAAAAAGUGCAUUGAACGACCGAGAAGGCAAACAGCGGCGCUAGCAACAACAACAAUAAUAGCAAAAGGCAAGAGUUUUUUUGCACAUACAUUUUGCCUCUGCACAUCUUCAGUUUACACCUGGCCAUCAGUGCAAGCGCGGGCGCGGUGUUUCAAAGGGAGGUGGCCAGACUUAUUGAUGUACUGAUGUAAAAUUAGCCCCAUUGCAUUGGCAGCAGCAACAACAGCAGAGUGGGUGCAUUUUUUUCUACUAUCCCUUUGGGUGUUUACAUGUUACAUUUGCGUUGUCAGAGUACGGUCGGACAAUACGUCUAGUGGUUUGGUGUUUGAUGAUAAUAGAUACGAAAAAAUAUACUAAAUAUAUACAAUUAUAAUAAUUAUCGCUGGUUGUAUGGUUGUGUAGUGACAACUUGGUGCUGCGGAAUUGCCUGUUUUUUCUUCGUUUAAACAACUAAAUUACUAUUAAUUUGUCUAUUGACGUCACACCCAGAGACAUCAAAAAUAUCCUUAUCCAUCACAUAUGUGUAGUAAUGGCCAAUCCAGCUCCUUUAAUGAGUUUUGUGGAAUUCGUCAAAUCCGAAGCUGAGGUGGGUGGCAAGUAUUCGAACAGUUCUGCUUUUCCUGUACCACCUUUACAAUUGAAAAUAGCCAAAUUAAGUUAUGACUUGCAUGAGGAAAUACGUAAAUGCUCCGAAAAUUCCACCAUCUCCAAGCGCUUACGCGAAGAACUUGAAAGCUAUAGCCGCGAAACAAGACGUGAAAUAGUCAGACGCAUGCGAGGCGGAUGUGCCCCCCUGUUCAUUGCAUGCAGUCGUGGUUGUGUGCCAAUUGCCGAAUAUCUAGUCACCAUAUGUGAGGCUGACAUCGAACAAAAAGGAAUAUUCGAAGCACCCGAGGAUCGUUCUUAUCACAUUGCUACGCCUCUAUGGUGUGCAGCGGUCUCCAACAAUUUGCCCAUGGUAAAAUAUUUACUGAGAAUUGGCAGCGACAUCAAUGCAGCAUCCGAUACUGGAUCAACGCCCGUUCGUAGUGCCUGCUACAUGACACACAUGGACAUGGUGAAAUUUCUUGUUGAUAAUGGCGCUGAUAUCAAACGACCCAAUAUAAAUGGUGGCACUUGUCUGAUUAAUUCGGUGCAGUCUCCGGAACUGUGUUUAUUUUUAAUACGCAAAGGGUGUGACGUCAAUGCUGUGGACAUACAAGGAAAAACCGCUCUACAUUAUGCCAUACAGGAACAUAGACUGGAAACAACUAAGCUUUUACUGGAACACGGUGCCAAUCCCUGCGCUGUCAGCCGUCAUGGCGACGAUGCUCUUAGGACAGCCUGCCUAAAAGGAGCCCAUCAAAUAUUCGAUUAUUUAAGAAAUAAUUUGGAAUAUUCAUUGGAACGACUGGCGGAAGCCCAUGAGUUGAUAGGAUCUACAUUUUUAGAUGAACACAAUGAAAGCCGUGUGGCCAUAUUACAUUGGCGUUUGGCACAUCAUUUGAGAGCUUCGCGAACUCCUUAUAUUGAAAAACUUCCCAAAGUUCCUUUGCGCGAAGCCUAUCGCAAUGCCGUGGAAUUUCGUACUUUGGAAGAGUUGGACAACAUCUCCACCGACAUGGAUGCGAUGCGUAUACAAAGUCUGUUAAUAUGUGAACGUAUACUUGGAAUUGCCCACAAGGAUACCCUCUUCCGUUUAACAUUUCGUGGUGCUUCAUAUGCCGAUUCCUUGCAAUUGCAACGUUGCAUUCAAUUGUGGACUCUUCUCUUGGAGGUUCGUGUUCAACACAAUACCCUGCUGCAUUUCGAUACGUGUUUUGCAGCGCAGGCUUUAGUAAGACUUAUGCUGGAAUUACACGAACGCAACACAGAUUUGAAUGAAAGUAAUUCUGGCAAUGUUAAAUUGCCAUAUUUCAAAGAUGUAUUGGCAGUAUUCAAACUACUCACCGAGACUGUGGCCGAGUGUCAUGCCCUGCUUCAGAUACGCCCCAUUUCGCGGCGUCAACAGGAGAAUUUCGAUAAUAUCUUCAAAUGCAUUGCUCAUGCCAUAUAUCUGUUGAUUGCAACAUCCAACUCGCACGAAGAAUCCCGCCUCGUUUAUUUGUCCGUACGAAAAUUGGUGCAGGCCAAUAUAACCAGUGCAUGCACCAAUGAUUCGUUGUUACAUUUAUGCGCCUCACGUUUAAAUGUCAUCAAAAGUGGUCUCUUAAAUGAUGAAAAUUUAAAUGUAAUUUUUCCAAAUGCAACUGUUAUUAAGUUAUUGCUAGACUGCGGCAUGAAUGUUAAUGCCAAAAAUGAAGUAAAAUCCACAGCCCUGCAUAUAGCUGCUCAACCGUAUAAUUUCAGCAAUGAGAUUAUUUCAAUACUUCUUAACCAUGGAGCCGAUCUCGAUCAACCAAAUAAAUCAGAUGAACGUCCUUAUAAUUUAAUUGCGUUGAAUGCUGCAAAUACUAUACCUCUUAUGAAUUACAUUAAUCUCAAAUGUUUAGCUGCCACAAUAAUCAGUAAAUAUCGUAUACCGUAUCGUAACCAAAUACCAAAGUGUUUAGAGACUUUUGUCAAAGAACAUGAACCUUGAAAUCGAACCGAAGCUUAUAAACUACUAAAUAACAACAAAAUAAAUUCUUUUGUGGCAAAACUCA